Arctia plantaginis is the source of this 429-nucleotide messenger RNA. NCBI's taxonomy places the organism in Eukaryota, Metazoa, Arthropoda, Insecta, Lepidoptera, Erebidae. The record is from the annotation of a GenBank genome assembly.
AUGGACCUCUCUCCUGACGAGGAGAACUUUCAAGGGCGUUUGCUCCACCAGGCAGCUCUUUGGGACAACUUAGAGCUUCUGCAAGAGUUGCUGGCGAGUGGUGCUGCUGUAGAUGCUCGGGAUGGUUCACAGCGCAGCGCUUUACAUGCUGCAGCGCUAGCUGAACGAAGCGGCUGUCUGGCAGCGCUGUGUGCAUCUGGCGCUGAUCUCAACGCCUGCUCAGAUAACGCGACUGGUGGGAAGACGGCUCUCCACAUAGCAGCGGAGCGCGGCCACGUGGAGAAUGUGAAGACACUGCUAGCGGCGGGGGCCUCGCUGAAUGUUCUCGACAGCAGCGGGAACACGGCUCUGGCGUUAGCUGAACGAAACAGUCAUAGGCACGCAGCUCACGCCCUUCGGGAGGCUAGAGGUGAGUCCAUGUCUAUAUAA